AUGACCGAAUCUCCAUCAACGGAGGUUCCUUAUGAACUACAAAAUCUCCACAAGGGGCACCAAUACAUCAAGGACGGCAACUUUUUAUUACCAUGUCAGUCCUCUGUGAAUCCACUCGACCUCCAAGCUGGACAAGAGGUGGUUACUGUGCUCGAAAAACAAAUGGGCAGGCUUGUACUCGAGUGGGACUCCUCCUGGGUGACCAAGUCAGGGUUUGGAGUGCGAUCUGCUGAAGCUGAAGCAAUGAGACUUGUCUCUAAGCAUACCGAUGUUCCGGUCCCCGAAGUGCAUUUGACCGAUUUUAGUCUAGAUGAAGAGGUAACAGAUCGGAGUGGCUUCUUCAAGCCCGAUUUUCAACCACCGGAAGGAAUGAUUGGGAUGACAGUUAUUCCCGGAGUCCCUCUGGCGCAAAAAUGGGACACGCUAGACAACGAGGCUAAAGAGUCAAUCUGUCUUCGACUGUGGGAUCUGAUUUCGAAGGUCCGAAAUAUUGCUCGUCCACAAGAGAUUGACGGAUUGUAUCAGUGUGCCCAGAUGGCUCUCCAUCCCGGGACCCAAUGCUAG
Molecule: messenger RNA, 564 nt
Organism: Penicillium riverlandense
Lineage: Eukaryota; Fungi; Ascomycota; Eurotiomycetes; Eurotiales; Aspergillaceae
Product: kinase-like protein
Exons: 1
Coding region: 1-564 (187 amino acids)
Source: RefSeq, a predicted model, not a curated record